Pseudopipra pipra is the source of this 2442-nucleotide messenger RNA. RefSeq names its product docking protein 3 (gene DOK3). Gene Ontology annotation, cellular component: cytoplasm. Bases 951 to 2294 code for a protein of 447 amino acids. NCBI's taxonomy places the organism in Eukaryota, Metazoa, Chordata, Aves, Passeriformes, Pipridae. Gene Ontology annotation, biological process: Ras protein signal transduction; positive regulation of MAPK cascade; cell surface receptor protein tyrosine kinase signaling pathway. The record is from RefSeq and is a predicted model, not a curated record. The transcript has 3 exons.
CCAUGGGACACCCUCAUGGCUUGGGCUGCUCCCCUGAACCCUCGGGGUGGGCACUGAGAGCUGUAGCCCUUGGGGCAGGGUACAGGUGACAUGGUGGGAGUCCCUGGGGUUGGGCCAACUCUAGGGAACUGUUGCGUGUUGGCAAAGAAGGUCCUGCUGUCGCACUGGCCGUGCCAUGGCGGGGUCCCAUGGGGGUCUCAGUUGAUGUAUGGGGCUGCAGUCACUCUCUGACCUCCCUGCUAUGUGAGAGCCAAGCCCUGGAAGCGCAGCAGGUAGCUGGCCCCGUGUGCGUGGGGCCAGUGCCUUGCCGUGUAGGAGACAGGCGGGCUGGGGGCGGUGGGUAUUUUGGGUGUUUGGCUGCAUCUAGUUCCUUCAGGGCGGAGGCUCUGCUGCACUUUUGAAGCGCAUGGGGACACGUGCCCCCGCUAUCCCAUGACAGGCUGGGAAGGUGCUGGUGCUGCAGAGGCUCCCCUGGGAGGAAGCCGGCUGCUCAGCAGAUGUGAGACUGCCAGCAGGAGCCCCAGUAGCUCAAAAUGGCUUUAAUUUGCAUCAGGGUCUGUCCUGAGAACAGCUCGAGCUCAGCUGCAGCAGUGGCAGGCCAGCACUUGCAGCAGGGAACAAAGAGCAGGACCUGGUGCUCAGGGAGCCAGGAGUGAGCAUGACUCACCCAGCGAGCCAUGCCAAGCCUGCCUGGGGCAAGGCCUCCUUCGACCCAGCUUUAGGACUGCCCUGCCUCACAGUUUGGGGGUCCGUACUGUCCCCAGCUCUCCAAGAUCUCCCACAGCACCUGGCAGGUGCAGGCUGGGACCCCUCCUGCCCCAUAUGUCUCCUUCCAAGCGCUGCUGGCCCCACAUGGAGUGCAGCACUACCAGGAUGCAGCAGGCAGCUCCUUGCUGACCCGUUUUUUCCCUGCCUGUGCCCCUCCUGUGCCUUAGAGGUCCUGGAGGAAGAUGCGAGCCCAGCUGUUUGCUGCCAGCCCCUCCGGUGUGGCCCGCAUGGAGAAGUUCGACGUGCGGGAUGAUGGCACAGCCCCGGAGAAGAUGCCUCUGCAGCGCUGUGCCCGCCGCGUAAUCCGCCUCUCAGACUGUGUCUCUGUGGGCCCAGCAGGCACAGAGAGCUGCCCCAAAGCCACCUCCGCCUUCUACCUCACCACCACGGAGAAGAGCUAUGUGCUGGCGGCUGAGCAGCGGGAUGAGUGGAUUGCCCAGCUCUGCCAGCUGGCCUUCCAGGGUGCAAAAGAGAUGGUGCCGAGUAGUGCCAGGACCCAGCUCAGCCCCUCCGUCCCCAUGGAGGAGAACUCCCUAUACUCUUCCUGGCAGGACUUGACUGAAUACCUGGUGCUGGUGGUCCAGACAGAUGCAUCCACCCGCUGUGGCCUGCACGGGCAGUACCUGCUCUCAGCCCUUCCCCAGAGCCUGACACUGAAGGACCUGCAGUCCCGUCAGCCCCUGCUUACCUGGCCCUACCCCUUCCUCCGCAAGUUUGGCCAGGAUCAGGUGAGUCCCCUGCUCCCUCCUUGGGGCUGCUGGCUCCCCAGGGUGGGUGCCAGCCCCUCACUCUCCCCUCUGGCCCUGCAGGCUGUCUUCUCAUUCGAGGCUGGUCGCCGCAGUGACUCUGGCGAGGGCACCUUCACCUUCAGCACCCCGCGGGCCCCUGAGCUCUGCCGGGCUGUGGCUGCUGCCAUUGCCUGCCAGCAGCAGGGCAAGGACACCCCGGACCCCAGGCUCUUCUGUGUCCCAGACUCCCAGCUGUCUGCACAGGGCCUUGAACCCCAACCCUGGGGCCCUGGGACAGAGGACCCCCAGCCCAGCCCAGCCCUGGGGGGGGCACAGCCUGCCUCCAAUGCCUCUGCCAGCCUCCUCUGCUUCACCCCGCCAGAGCCAGAGGGCUCGUGCCCUAUCAUCUAUGCCUCCAUCGCCCGGGGCCACCAGCCCCUCUUCGUGCCAGGGCAGCCGGGCUCUUGUGAGCCCUGGGCCGCAGGGAAGCCGCUCCCUGAGCACCUCUACGAGAACAUCUUCACCGCAGAACAGCUUCCAGUCGGGACACAGGAAGAAGAGGAGGAAGGGCAGUGGGAGCUGGGGUGCCGACAGGCCCCCGAGGGCCACAGCAGCGAGGGGGGACCCCUCUAUGACAACCGGGCUGCCCUGGCACAGCCCCCCGGGGCCGCGGGCUGGGGGCGCGGGGGGCAGGAGCCACUGCUGGGGCGCUCCAGGCACAAGCCUCAUAGCACCCUCCGGGCUAAGCUGGUGCGGCUGCUGAGCCGAGAGAGCGCCGGGGCGCGGGACUGGGCCUGAUGCGGUCGGUGCCGUUCGGUCAAUAAAGGCCCUGCCCGGACCCGGCUCCGCCGCUGCUGCGGGGGGGGCAGCUCUCGCCUCUCCGCCAGGGGGCGCCGCCGUGCCCGCCCUGCCGGGCAGAGGCGCGCGCGCUGAUUGGCCGAGCCGC